This is a messenger RNA of Xyrauchen texanus (razorback sucker), 2514 nucleotides long. Its product is annotated as cytochrome P450 4V2. Gene Ontology annotation, molecular function: monooxygenase activity; oxidoreductase activity, acting on paired donors, with incorporation or reduction of molecular oxygen; heme binding. The coding region runs from base 37 to 1572 and encodes 511 amino acids. The record is from RefSeq and is a predicted model, not a curated record. The transcript is spliced from 11 exons. Lineage: Eukaryota; Metazoa; Chordata; Actinopteri; Cypriniformes; Catostomidae.
GUUAAAAGAGACAGUCCACUGUGCGUCCUCGAAAAGAUGGUCGUGUUUUUUGGCGUGUAUACUUUUGGGUUUCUAGCUGCAGCAGUUUGUGUUGUUCUCUUGACAUAUAUCACCUACCAACUGUUGAAAAACUACCUGCACAACUGGAAAGAGCUGAAACCUAUACCGGGUAUCGGAUAUACUUAUCCAUUUAUCGGGAAUGCCUUGCAGUUUAAAUCUAAUGCGGGAGAUUUCUUUUGUCAGUUAGUUGGCUACACACAUGAAUUCCGGAAUUCUCCACUGCUUAAAAUAUGGAUUGGACCUGUCCCAUUCCUCAUCCUAUACCAUGCUGAGACUAUUGAGACAUUGCUGAAUAACCCUAUUCACAUGGACAAGGCCUAUGCAUACAAAUUUCUGCACCCCUGGCUGGGAACAGGACUACUCACAAGUACAGGGGAUAAGUGGAGACGCAGACGUAAGAUGUUGACUCCAACAUUUCAUUUCUCUAUUCUGACUGAGUUCCUGGAGGUGAUGAAUGAGCAGGCGGAGGUGCUCAUAGAAAAACUAGAGAAGCAUGCUGGGAAAGGCCCAUUCAACUGCUUUAACCACAUCACUCUCUGUGCACUUGACAUCAUCUGUGAGACUGCCAUGGGAAAGAAGAUCUAUGCACAGAGCAAUUAUGACUCUGAUUAUGUGCGCUGUGUGUACAGAAUGAGUGACAUCAUCACCAGGCGCCAGAGAAUGCCUUGGUACUGGCCUGACUUUGUGUAUAACUAUUUUGGGGAAGGCAGAGAACACAACCGUAGCCUGAAGAUCCUUCACUCUUUCACAGAGAGUGUAAUUUAUGAAAGGGCGGAGCACAUCACCUACAUUGAGUCCGACAGCGAAUCAGAUCAAGGGAUGAAGAAAAGGAGGGCUUUCUUGGAUAUGCUGUUAAAAACAACAGAUGAGGAUGGGAAAAAGCUAACUCACAAAGACAUACAGGAGGAAGUGGACACCUUUAUGUUUGAGGGUCAUGACACUACAGCUGCCUCCAUGAACUGGGCCAUACAUUUGUUAGGCUCCCAUCCUGAAGUUCAAAGAAAGGCACAACAAGAACUAUUUGAGGUGUUUGGUGAGUCUGAAAGGCCUAUAAACACGGAGGAUCUGAAGAAACUGCGUUAUCUGGAGUGUGUUAUAAAGGAGUCUCUGCGUCUCUUCCCCUCUGUACCAUUUUUUGCUCGAACCAUCUGUGAGGAUACACAGAUCAAUGGUUAUAAAGUCCCUAAAGGAGCAAAUGCCAUCAUCAUUACCUACGCCCUCCACCGUGACCCUCGUUUCUUCCCUGACCCAGAGGAGUUCCGUCCUGAACGCUUCUUGCCAGAGAAUGUGGUUGGGCGACAUCCUUAUGCCUUCAUUCCUUUCUCUGCCGGCCUACGCAACUGCAUUGGCCAGCGGUUUGCUGUGAUGGAGGAGAAGGUUAUUCUGGCUUCUAUUCUGCGCUACUUUAAUAUAGUGGCGUGUCAGAAGAGGGAUGAGCUCCGUCCAAUGGGGGAACUGAUCCUGAGACCAGAACAAGGCAUCUGGAUUACACUGGAGCGCAGAAAAUGCUAACAAACACAAUGACACUCACAUAGAUUGAUGUUGAGCAGUGCAAAUCUUCUGUAACUGAAAAUACUACAAAAUAUGUUUAAUGACUUGUAUGAAAUGUCAAAUUUCAAGACGUCUAAAAGAAGUCGCAAAUUCUCAUAUAAUCCAUACUUUUGUCUAAGAGAACUAUUUGUAAUUUUACACUUAACAUAUAGUAAUAUUAUGAGAAACAUAAUUUGUACCAGUUUAUUAUGAAACAUUAAUAUUAAAGAGUCUACACUAUAUAAUGUCUCUAUGUCAUGCUCAUUUUAACUGAUGUCAAAUUUGGUUUAGCGUGCUUGUUUUAACUAAGUUUAGCAUUUUGCACUUUAACUAUGAAGGUCAUGAAAAUACAAACAGUUUCUCAAAGUUUCACCACAUGACAUGUUGUAUAGUGUGUGUUAAAAAAGACCUAAUUUUAUAGGUCAGUGAAUUCAGCAUAAAAAAACUACAUCACAAAACAUUAUGGGGUCAGUAAUGACUUCCAUUGAUAAAGUUACAUGGCUAGUUAAGAGUGAUUUGCAAAUAUGUGACACAAUGGGGUAUUAAUGUGACCCAGCACUGUCUUCAUUUUCAUGAAUAAUUAACCAACAUAAAAUAUUUUAAUUACUGCCCAAGAAGAUGAGUCUCUGCGAAGCUUUGGAUGGGGGUUUAUAAAAUCAUUAAAUUUAUUUUGUAGAAUACUCAGUGAAAAACAACAAAAUACAAGUUUUCUUGUAUUUUGUACCUUUUAUGACCUAACUGAUAUGCUUUCAAAAUACUAACAACAGACAUCACUUACAGAGAAAACAUUUUAUAAUUGCAGAAUAUUACAACAGCAAAUGUCCCAUAUGGUCACUAUAUCAUAUAUCAUGGUAUCUAAUAGAUUGGAAACAUUCAACAUUAUAUUCCAAAUCACUACUGUCACUAUAUAAAUUUGGAAAGAAG